GGAAAAUUAUAAGUUGUCUGUACUGGUCUGUACUUAGGAAAGGUCCAGCAUGUAACCAUUUAUGUAAUACUCGGUUCUGUCCCCGUUUCUGAAAUCUUACAGUCUGCAGAGGUACAAUGUUUAUACGUUACAACAAUAAUCCGCACUACUCUCAAGUGCAAAGAGGUCGGGGACGACGGAUAGCAAAUGUGAUAAUUAUCAGGACGAGCAAAGAUUCAAACUUUAGACUCAAACUGUGACGAUAAAAUUAAAAAGUAGCUAAAAUGGAUCCGUCAUCGAUAUUACUUACAACAGAUCAAGAAUCACCGCAUCUCAAUACAAGAGGCAUUUUCAAAAACGGCACAAGUUUUUACUGUUUUAUUUGCCAAAAAUCAGAGAAAGAUGCUAGAAAAUGCCUGACGCAUGUAUUAAAGAUUUCCCAUUGUCAAGCCAUUGAAAAAGUCAUCACCAGUUGUGUGGAAAUACACGGGAAUUUUGGCUGCAAAUUGUGUACCGAUUACGUGGCGAGUAGUUGGAAAGAGUUUCUUGUUCAUUUCAAUGAAAGUGGCCAUUCUACAAAGUUUACUCAAGAUGAGCAGCUACAAAUCACUCGAAUUUCAAAUCGUACUCUGGUAAAUAAUCAGAUAAUUGAACUGAAACCAGUAACGUUUUUCUGUUAUUGUUGCAAGGAGACAAUAAUUGGAGGAAACUCUGUCCAAAUGCAUGUUGAAGAGAAAAAACACAAAGAGUUUCAAAAAAAUCGUAUGGGAACGGAUUCACCUAUAAAUCUCAGAGAAAGUGAAUGUAGAAAGUGGGCAAGGAAUUUUAUCUUCAAUCUACGUAGAUUAUAUUUUUAUUGCAUUUUAUGUGACUGUUCACUACCUGGGAAAGCAAUUGCUAAACAGCACAUCCAUACUGAAGAUCAUGUUCAAUACAUGCUUGCAAAAAAUAAUAUUAUUCACCAUUCCCUUCAUGAAGAGACUGUAGGUAUAAAAAAUGCCCAGAAAAAAUCCUCUGAUCAUGCUGUACGGGAUGAUAUAAUAACAGGACCUUACAACAUAAUAUUUACAACAGAUCAAAUAUCACGUAAUCUUAAUGCAAGAGGCAUUUUUAAAGAUGAUGUAAGUUUUAACUGUCUUAUUUGUAAUUCAGCAGUGAAAAAUCUUUACACUUGCUUGAAGCAUAUAUUAGCGAAGACCCAUUGUGAAAAAAUUGAAAAAAUUAUCACGAGUUGUGUAGAAAUUGAUGGAAACUUGAACUGCAAGUUCUGUACCAAUUACAUUUCUAGUAGUUGGAAACAGUUUCUUGUUCAUUUCAAUGAAAGCAACCAUUCUACGAAGUUUACGGAGAAUGACGAGCUACAAAAAAGUCUGGUUUCAAAUCUCACUCUGGUAAAUAAUCAGAUAAUUGAACAAAAACCAGGAAAGUUUUUCUGUUAUUGUUGCAAAGAGACAAUGGUUGGAGCGAGCUCUGUCCGUAUGCAUAUUAAAGAGGAAAAACACAGAGAGUUUCAAAAAAAUCGCAUGGAAAUGUAUCCACCUGUAAAAUUCAUGGAAGGUGAAUGUCGAAAGUGGGCAAAGAGUUUUAUUAUUAAUCUCUACAGGUUAGAUUUCUAUUGCAUUUUGUGUGACCAUUCACUAACAGAGAUAAGAAAUACUAACCAGCACAUCCGUUCUCCAAAUCAUGUGAAAUGCAUGUUUGUAGCAGUUGAUAGUAUUUACCAAUCCCUUCAAACAGAGACAGUCAGUGGUAAAAAUGCUCAGAAAGAAUCUUUUCUUCAUGCAACAUGUGAUAAUACAAUAGCAGUACCUUCAGGGACUAGUCAAUUCAAACAGGAGCUGUUUGAAUGCAAACAUUCCAGCUCCCAAGUUGUAUCUGAAUAUUUAUCAGGACAACACCACAAAAAUUUGAUUGCUAUCGAGGAAAAUAUGAACUCUAGUCCUAAAGGUGAUGUUUCAGCAGAUGAUUUAUCAAGGCCCAUAGUAGUCGAGGAACCCAAACAAGUUAUUAAAAAAAAAGUUUUAAGAAAAACGAUCAAUCCACGAUAUUUCAAUAGUGAUAUGCAGCACAUUUACGACAUGAAUCAAGAAAAACUGAGAAUGAUCAAAUUGAGCAGCCAAUUGUGCUUUCCAAAAGCAUUAAAUGCAAUUUAUUGUUUGAUUUGUCAGAACAGUGUACCUAGUCAAGUACAGACUUUUUAUGAACAUAUCCGCAGCUCUUCACAUGUUGGUUAUUUAGCUCAGAUGGAACGAGAUAAUCAACAUUUCAUAAACUAUACAGAACAAUGGAGUGACCUGAUGCUUUCCAAGCAAUUUCUUCAAGAAAUUUCAGAUGAUACUGUUCAGUGUUUUGCUUGCGACAUAUCUUUGAAAAACGACGAUGCUGUUAUUCUUCUACACGUUCAAAAAGCUUCUCACAACUAUCAAAAACAGUUAUGGAAUAAAGCAAUGGACCAAUUUCUACACGAUAUUUUGAUACAAACAGAAAGCACUUGGUACAACAUUCAGUUUUAUUGGUGCCAGUCUUGCGACAUACAGUUCAAAACGGAAUUUUUCUUCACAGAGCACAUAUAUAACAAGAAUCAUCAGAAAGUCUUAAAAAAAAAGAGCUCAGUUCGGAAGAGACUGGUUUAUGAUACUUGCAUACCAUGCGCAGCCUUAUGGCUGGGCUUUCCUGAAUUUUAUGACCAGCAUUGUAAACAUCCAUUGCACAAAGCCUUGGUGCGAAGCGGAGACUAUUCAAGAUGUGUAUUGCCAAACCAAGCAAAAGCUCUGCUAAAAAAUCAUAAGGUAGAAGUUUCCAGUUUGAUUGAAUCAUCCAAUCAAGUAUUGACUGGCCAAAAAGUCGAAGUCAACUUCCUGUUAAAAUGCUUGGAAAAUACUAUAAGACCACUCUUUUCUGAUGCCAAUGCAUAUCCAUUUGGAUCGCGAGUUUCUGGCUUGGGUUUUCCAGAUAGCGACAUUGACGUUUUCCUAGAUUGCGGUACGUACAAUGGAAACAGAAACUGUGAGGAUGAGGCAUAUCAAAAACACUUAAUAAGUACUGUAGAGCAAUGCUUAUAUGACAGUACCGAAUUAUGGGAAAUACGUGAAACUCUGGUGUCGUCAAGGACACCAAUUAUCAAACUACAUCACAGACCCACAGCACUGAGCUGCGAUGUUUCAUUUAAAAAUGGACUAAGCGUUGAAAAUACCAAGCUAUUGAAGUGCUUUAUUACGAAUUACCCACUAUGCAGAGAGUUGAUGCUAUUUCUGAAGAAAUGGCUUUAUGUAUGCAACUUGUCAGGGUCACGCUCCAUAACAAACUAUGCACUUAGUUGGUAUGUUAUUUUCUAUCUUCAAGUUGAAGAAAUUCUACCAAGCAUUGCCAGUUUGAUAGCGAAGGAGAAUAGAUCCAAAAUAAUUGAUAAUUGGGAGACUGGGAUUUGUGAGAAGUUUGAAGUUGAUGGAAAGAGACGUACAUUCACGGAAUUGUUGAAUGGAUUUUUUAUUUUUUAUACUGAUUUCGAUUUCUAUAAUUCUGUAGCCUGCCCGCUUCUAGGCAAGACUAUGUUGAAAAAAGAUUUUCUCAAACUUCAUUUACUACCAAAAGAAAUGACACCAUAUAUCGAGCAUGUUACUGCAAACAACUAUGAUGACUCUGUGGUGUUCAAAAUCGAUUCAGAAAUGUGCAUUCAAGAUCCUUACGACUUAUCACAUAAUUUGACGAAGGCAGUACACAAGUUUACUUUGAAUCGUUUUAAGCGGUUGUGCGCAGUAAGUGCAGAUACUGUGAAAGGUGUUGGGCAACACUGAGUUGCAAUCAAUCCAUUUUGUGAGAUUUUUUACUUUAUUUUUGUGUAUUUCGUUCAGAACAGAAUUAUUUCAAACUGAUUUGACUAUUUCACAUUUUGCUACGAUAGAUAUUCAAUUUUUGCAAACAAGUUUCUGACACUGGGACCAAUAUUGUGUAUUAAAAAUUUUUGUCUUUAUUUUUUCGUCCUUCCUAUUUUCAAUAAUCAUUCUACACUGUAAUUCACAAUGCAUUUGUAACAAUUCUUAUGAUGUGAACCAUUUAUAAGUUUUAUUGAUUAUUCUGAAGAGCAAUAUUACCAGAACUUCGCUAAUGUGAAAUGCUGAAACUUUUUCUUAACGAAAGGCAUGUUCUAAGCUCCAUGUAUAAAAUCCAAAACUAGAUUUUACAGCUGAUUUAAUAGUUAUGUAAAAUAAAUGAUUGUGAUGAUUAUUCAAAUAGUACACAUACUGUGUUGAAGUUCCAUAUGUUCAGUUUAGAACAUUUAAGCUUAUGAUUAAGGUAAGUAGAAUCAUUAAGCUGUGAAUAUGUAGGUGUUAGUUUUAUUGGCUAUGACACCAAAAUAAAUUUCAUAGGCGAAUUAAAUAUCAGUGAAAUAAGGGUGUGUGUGUUUCAGUUUAAUGUGAAAAACAUCCUUGCAUAUUUUUAUACUAAUUAUGUAAUAUAAAGGUAAUAAACAUAUCCGUUUUGUCAACGUAUUAUUUU
This is a messenger RNA of Neodiprion virginianus, 4476 nucleotides long. RefSeq lists its product as uncharacterized. The transcript is spliced from 5 exons. The record is from RefSeq and is a predicted model, not a curated record. Gene Ontology annotation, molecular function: zinc ion binding; poly(A) RNA polymerase activity; nucleic acid binding. Lineage: Eukaryota; Metazoa; Arthropoda; Insecta; Hymenoptera; Diprionidae. Gene Ontology annotation, biological process: mitochondrial mRNA polyadenylation; mRNA 3'-end processing. Bases 264 to 3773 code for a protein of 1169 amino acids.